This is a messenger RNA of Grosmannia clavigera kw1407, 1950 nucleotides long. RefSeq names its product phosphatidylinositol-specific phospholipase. Gene Ontology annotation, biological process: lipid metabolic process. The transcript has a single exon. Gene Ontology annotation, molecular function: phosphoric diester hydrolase activity; protein binding. Lineage: Eukaryota; Fungi; Ascomycota; Sordariomycetes; Ophiostomatales; Ophiostomataceae. The record is from RefSeq and is a predicted model, not a curated record. The coding region runs from base 1 to 1950 and encodes 649 amino acids.
AUGGCGUGGCUUCCGCACGGAUGCUCGAGCUCCGGCCAUCUCUUUGGCGAUGGCCUGGGCGAGUCGGCCACGGUGCCGGCCGUGGCCACGUACCGCGGACGGCUCUGGUGUCUCUGGACAGAUCUCAAGGGCCAGCUGUGGUAUGCGCACACGGGCGGCAGCGGCAACGACGAGCAGUUUAGCGAGCGACGGCCGCUACCACUGAACGGGCUGCCAGUACUGGCCAACCUGAAUGGGGUGCUGCAUGUACUUAUCGUGCAGGCGGGCAGCGGCGAGAUGGCGCACUUUGUGCGCGACGACGACGACACGGCGAUGGAGUGGGCAUCGCUGGGUACGCUGGACACGACCGCAGGCUUCGUGGCCCAUUCGACGCCGGCCGUGGUAGCGUUCCACAACAAGCUCUUCCUAGCCUUUCUGCGGGACGGACAGCUCUACUUCGCCGUGUGGGCAGCGCUGGGAGCGGACGCAAAGACGUGGACGGCGCCGCAGGAGGUGGACGACAGCGGGGCGGCCACCAAGUUCCGUGGGAUCCCGGCGCUGUGCGUGAUCGACGGAGUGCUGCACCUGCUCUGCGGAGCAGACACGGAAGAGCGGCACAUCAUCGGCUACCGCUACGACUACAUUGCGCAGACGUGGGCGCAGAGCGACGACGUGUCGGAGGGCCGGGCAGCAUCGGGCGUGAGCGCGGUGUCGUUUGGGCGCAGCGCGUACCUGGGAAUCAUCGAGGCCGGGCCGGGCGACGAGUCGCACGCGGUGUACGUGGCAGCCUUCAACGAGGGCGUGUGGGAGGCGCACGAACAGGUGGCGGGCGCGUCGGCAGCCGAUCCGCCACAGAUUGCCAUCCUCAACGGGCGGGUACACUGCAUCUUCAACGACAACACAGCGACACGUGAUCUGCGGUGGUACUCGCGGCCGGUGCUCAAGUACGGGCUGUCAUCGUGGAUGGCGGGCGUGGACGACGACCGGGCACUGUCGGACCUGACGAUCCCAGGCACACACGACAGCUGCGCGCGCAGCAACAUCCCGUUUGUGCGCACGCAGUACCUGUCGGUGGCCCAGCAGCUGGCGUUGGGGAUCCGCUUUCUGGACCUGCGGCUGCGGCGACACAAGAACGGCAAGCUGUACUGCUACCACGGCGGGAUUCCGAUCGACUACCCGCGCUACCUGUCGUUUGAGACGGUGAUGGACGAGAUCUGGAAGUUCCUGUGGCCGGCCGGCCAGGACGAGCCGACCGAGACGGUGCUGGUGUCGAUCAACAACGACGACACGUCAGACGAGCAGAAGGCCAAUCCGGAUGUGUUCUACGGUGCUGUGGCUGACGCCGUGGCUGCGACGCCGCCGUGGCCGGGCAACGGACAGCACCGCUGGCAUGUGGAGCCACUGACGCCGCGGCUGGGCGACGUGCGCGGCCGGGCGGUGCUACUGCGGCGCUAUGCCGGUGACCCGACGGUGGCGGCGACGGGACGACACGGGCUCGACCUGUCGACUUGGAAAGACGACAACCCGGACUUUACGAUUGUGACACCGACACGAGUGCGGGUGCGCCUGCAGGACAAGUGGAAGUACGCAGAGCGGAUCGCGCUGCACGACCUGGUCGGAUCCAAGGCGUCGUUUGUACAGCAGAUGAUGGCCAACGCGGCCGGCCAGCUGGAGGCCACACCGGAGGAGCAGCACGACUGGUACGUCAACUUCUGUUCGGCCGUGGGCGACCCGGUCGAGCACGGCGAGAUCGCCGAGUCCAAGUGGAUUGCGGUGGGCGCGCACAGCGACUUUGUGGGCAAGUGGGUGCCGGGAAUGAAUGUGCAGACGAGCGCACAUCUGCAAGAGAAGUACGGCGCCGGUGUGCGAGCUCGGCUGGGCAUUGUCAACCUCGACUACCCGGAGCUGCCAGAGGACAAUGACCUGGUGGCGCGGCUGAUUGAGACGAACCUGGGGACAGACAACGAGUAG